Messenger RNA from Calypte anna (Anna's hummingbird), 4915 nucleotides. It is a transcript of the gene EDEM1, whose product is annotated as ER degradation enhancing alpha-mannosidase like protein 1. The record is from RefSeq and is a predicted model, not a curated record. The transcript has 12 exons. The coding region runs from base 45 to 1871 and encodes 608 amino acids. NCBI's taxonomy places the organism in Eukaryota, Metazoa, Chordata, Aves, Apodiformes, Trochilidae. Gene Ontology annotation, cellular component: membrane; endoplasmic reticulum. Gene Ontology annotation, biological process: carbohydrate metabolic process; endoplasmic reticulum mannose trimming; mannose trimming involved in glycoprotein ERAD pathway. Gene Ontology annotation, molecular function: mannosyl-oligosaccharide 1,2-alpha-mannosidase activity; calcium ion binding.
GAUGAGCGGGGCGGCCCCUCGGAAGCGAUGCGGGCGGGGCGGCCAUGCCAUGGCGAUCGCUGCUGCUGGGGCUGCUGCUGCUGAGGUUGGGGCUGCAGGCACUGCUCGCUUUACUGCCUGCCUUAGCUCCGGGGCUUUGCCUUCGCUUCCCCUUCCCUUUCCCUCCUCCUCAAGCCGUCUCCUCGCCCUGGAGCUCCCCCCCGAAGCCCGGGAUCGGAGGGGAAAGGAGGGAGGCUGCGGCGGGGGGGGAUGAGUACGAGCGGCGGUACAGCGGAGCCUUCCCCCCGCAGCUUCGGGCCCGGCUCCGCGAUGCCGCCCGAGGGAUGUUUGUUUUCGGCUACGACAGCUACAUGCAGCACGCAUUCCCCCGGGAUGAGCUCGACCCGCUUCACUGCCGAGGACGAGGGCCCGAUCUCCAAAAUCCUUCCAACCUCAACAUCAACGAUGUGCUGGGAAACUACUCCCUGACGCUGAUCGACGCCUUGGAUACGCUGGCGGUAAUGGGAAACUCCUCAGAAUUCCAGAAAGCGGUGAAGUUGGUGAUUGACACGGUUUCAUUUGAUAAAGACUCAACAGUCCAAGUUUUUGAGGCAACAAUCAGGGUUUUGGGAAGCCUGCUUUCUGCCCACAUAAUAAUAACAGAUAGCAAGCAGCCUUUUGGUGAUAUGACCAUUAAGGAUUAUGAUAACGAGCUGUUGCAUAUGGCUCAUGACCUGGCAGUGAGGCUACUUCCAGCCUUUGAGAACACCAAGACUGGAAUUCCAUAUCCACGGGUCAAUCUGAAGAAGGGAGUGCCUCCAGACAGCAAUAAUGAGACGUGUACUGCAGGAGCUGGUUCCUUGCUGGUGGAGUUUGGUAUCCUUAGCAGGCUGCUGGGGGAUUCCACCUUCGAGUGGGUAGCCAGGAGAGCUGUCAAAGCACUGUGGAGCCUGAGGAGCAACAACACUGGGCUGCUAGGAAAUGUUGUGAAUAUUCAAACUGGCCAUUGGGUUGGAAAGCAAAGUGGCCUGGGAGCGGGGUCGGAUUCGUUCUAUGAGUACCUUCUGAAGUCUUACAUCCUCUUUGGAGAAAAGGAAGAUUUGGAAAUGUUCACUGAUGCUUAUCGGAACAUUCAGAACCACCUAAGAAGAGGUCGAGAAGCUUGCAAUGAAGGUGAAGGUGACCCUCCCUUGUAUGUUAAUGUAAACAUGUUCACAGGACAGAUGAUGAACACAUGGAUUGACUCUUUGCAAGCCUUUUUUCCUGGACUUCAGGUGUUGAUAGGAGAUGUGGAAGAUGCUAUUUGUCUCCAUGCUUUUUAUUAUGCCAUAUGGAAACGAUACGGAGCUCUCCCAGAAAGAUACAACUGGCAACUGCAAGCUCCAGAUGUUCCCUUCUACCCACUGAGGCCAGAGUUAGUGGAGUCCACAUAUCUCCUGUACCAGGCCACAAAGAACCCAUUUUACCUCCAUGUUGGAAUGGAUAUUCUACAGAGUUUGGAAAAAUAUACAAAAGCAAAGUGUGGCUAUGCUACAUUGCACCACGUUGUGGAGAAGACAAAGGAAGAUCGAAUGGAGAGUUUUUUUCUCAGUGAAACAUGUAAAUAUUUGUACCUGCUGUUUGAUGAGGAGAAUCCACUGCAUAAAUCUGGGAAUAAGUAUAUGUUUACUACUGAGGGACACGUUGUGUCUGUGGAUGAACGUUUCCGUAACUCACUGUGGCAAGACAUCCUCCCCGGGGAAGAGGACAGCACAGAAAAGAUUAAACCUAACGAGCUAAAGGCAGUCAACUUCAGUUCUAAUUGUAACAGAGUUCCUGAUGAGAGGAGAUACUUGCUGCCACUGAAGAGUAACUACAUGAGACAGAUCGAUAGGAUGGUGGGCUUGAUCUGAAUGCUUCUUCAGAGCCACUUUUAUCAUAUGUCAGGAGGAGUGUGGGAUUUGGCUGUAGACAUUCCUCUCCUCUUCAGCUACACACCUGCAAAUGCUGAGUCACUUGGGUGUCCCCCAUGCUUGUUUGAUUUCAAUUCUGGACACAAAGGGAGGUCAGGUUCUCCCAGGAGUUCCAUCUUCCACACUGUGGUAAUUCCAUGUGCCACCUGAAUAGAGAUCUCUUGUUUUGAGAACUUCCUGUGAAAAGUGUUGCAAAUGAAGGCUGAAAAAAAAACAAAAAAAGAAAAAAAGGAAAGAAAAUUGGCACGUGCCACUUAGCUACCUCUUUGUAGCUGUACUACAAAUGUCCCUUUAGGAAAGGGGUUAGUAUUUAAUUUGAAAUGAUCUUGGGGUUGGAGAAGGAAUGGGAAAGUGCAAUUUCUUACACCAAGUUUAAUCAUUGAAUUAUUGUGACUAGCAAUACACAACCUUAAGUACUGCUCAGGUAGGAACCCACUGGUAGUGGGUUUUGCUGACACAAAAACUCUGUAUCUAGAAUCAUGCCUUGCACAGAUAACUUCUGAUCAUCUAAGGAGUUAUCAGCAUGGUCAUGGUACCCCUCACAUACCCAGCUGUGUAGAGCUGCAUGCUCACAAGAGCCUGUGGCUACAGAACCCAGUAAUAAAACAGAUCAGGUGCCUUUUUUUUAUGUAAGGGAAUAGGGGGGAGGGAGGGAAGGGGAAACUGCAAAGCCACUCACCUGUCCAAGCAGCUAACUUGAUGUAGCUGAGCUGAGCAGAUGUUCCAAAAGUUCCAUUGUUUGCCAUGGAUCUUGUGCCUUUUCAGGAGAGAUGCUGCUAAGAACUGGUACAGCAAUAUGUGAAGAACAAACUGUUUCACAUUCCUGACAGCAUUAAUAUGUCAGUGCCUUAAGUAUUCUUUGCCAGCAGGAAGGUAAAUAAGGUGUUUCUGAUUAGCUAGCUCCAACAUCCCCUGGAUCCCAAAACAGUUUAUAAAGUAACUUUAUGUAUGAGAUGGCUUUUUUUAAUUUAUCUUUUUUAAGAUACAGGAAGAAUAUCAGCUGUGCCCAUCCUGGAGAAUCCUUGUGGGAUGGAUUAUUCUCAGUGUCAGUUUGGUCACAGGGCUGGGGGAUGGAGGGAUGGAGGCAGGCAGAGUCUGAGCUCCAUGCUGCCUGGAGUGCUGCACCCUGCCUGCAAGCAGCCUUUUGGUUCCAGUGGGAAAUGGUGAAAAAAUGCUGGUGCUUCAUCCCACAGUCUUGUAAUGCAGCUCAGAUGUGUUUGAGGAAUAACUAUCUGUGACCUUUAAGGAGGAGAGCUGUUGAAUUCAGGCAGGGCUGUCGAGGGAUGAAAGCAGACUGAGGCCAGAACAGCUUGCUCUAAAUAGAAGAGUUGUGUUUUGGGUUCUUUUCAGUGGCUCCCCAUUGCUUUCAUGCUCUUUACUUUUGAUGGUAGUUGAAGCAGUUGGAAGUUUCUGUUGGGUUAAUUACUUUUAAAUUCAGGCUGAAGUAUAAGGGCAGACUCAGUCUGCUGUAUUUACUCCUUACAGCUACACUGGUUUUCAGAAACCAGGUGUCACAGUGCAGAACAUUGCUGAUAAAUAUCCAGUUAGUGCUGAAGAGGUUAUUGUUUGGAUCUUUUAGCAUACAGAUGCAUCUCAGGGACUUCAUUGUAGAUUCUUCUGUUCCACAGUAGUUGGAUCUGUUAUUCAGGCAAAACAAAAAAAAAAAAAUAAUUCUGUCUUCUUAGUUUUAUUGUGUGUGUUUUAAGGGGGGGAGGGACUGUGAGGAGGGGGGGAAAUGUGUUAAGAUUUCUCAAAAGAUUGCAGUGGGACCAGUUGCCUUUAUCUGAGGCAGCUGGCAGCUCCAGCCCCUGUAGAAUUGGCUUUGUGAACCUAUUACUGGAGUGUCUUUGUUGUCUAUUUCAAAGCAAAAUGUAAAUUCAAGGUGUAACAAUCCAAAGAGAGAGGUCCAAAGUGUAACUUCUUUAGCAGUGAGCAUUGCCUGGGCAUGCAGGUGUGCUUCAGCUUGUGAGCACCUGGGGAAGGGCAGGAGGAUGGAAUGAGAGGAGUUCAGGAGGAGGCAGGAAGCAAAGAUGUCUGGGGCAGCCCUUUGGGGGGCAGCUCUGAGAUGAGGAGCACUGGGAAGCUGAGCACAGGGGGGGCUUUGCCCUGGGUGUGCUGGGAGCUGCUUAUGGGGAGGAUUUUUCCCAGUCUGGAAGUUUUUACAUCUGCAUUCUGUACCUCACCAUUGCCUCUUGGUGUUUUGUGCCUUCUGAAGCACCUGAACCCCCCCUCAGUUAGGCUUCCAGCUGAGUGUUAUGCACAAAAAUCUGUUCCAGAGUUUUCCUGGAGUUUUUCUCUUCCUCAGAGAACAACAAGACUAUAGUGAAGCUGCAGAGCUCUUCUGGCACUGUGCAUUUCCCUCCUGUGUUUGGGCAGGGGGAGCUGCAGACCAGGGGCAGCAUGGGCAGGUUUGGCCUCCCAGCCCUCAGUGACCUGGGAGGAUCAUUGCAGUGCCAAAUACUGAUUUAUGGGCAGCUUCUCCUUGGAAGCAGAACUGAAAUUGGUGUUGCCAGGGUGCUCUGACACUCAUCUCUCCAUAGGAAUGAGGUUUUUUUUUGUCUGCCAGGAGAUGGGUGCUGACUACGUGGUAAAAGGCUUUGUGUUCUUUCAGGAGCCAAUUAUUUUCUUCCUCUUUGUUUUUAACAAUGCUUGGAUACAUUUUUUUGUUUUACUCUGUAAUGACAGGGCACAUGUAAUGCACUAAAAUGAAAGCCUUUGUAUUAGUCAAUGAUAGCAAAAUGAAAUUGGUAACACUGCUGGAAUAACUUGCUGAAACAGACUUUUGUAUUACUUGGUAAAAUGUGCAAUAUCAAUUUUUUUCUUAAUUAAAAAUGCAAUGUAUGCUUAACUGUUGUUUUUCCAUGGAGUAUUUAAUUGCUGAUGGCAAACUUUUAGGAGGACCAAAUGCUCUUUCAUUAAAUGUCCAAAAUUUUCAAAACCGAGCUUAAAUUUACAAAUCUACAUUAAAAAAAUGGUGUACUUGA